Messenger RNA from Staurois parvus, 1407 nucleotides. NCBI's taxonomy places the organism in Eukaryota, Metazoa, Chordata, Amphibia, Anura, Ranidae. The record is from the annotation of a GenBank genome assembly.
AUGACUUCCAGGGAUCUCUACGCUUCAUCCUACAAGAAGAUCUUUGGAGAUGCUCCCAGGUCCUCCAGCUACCUGUAUACAUCUAGCUCUAGGUCCCCUCAGAUAUACAAACCCAGAGACACCUACACCAGCAUCUCUUCUUAUAGGAAGACCAGCAGUAGGUCCCCAGGCAGCCACCUCGCCUCCAUCCCUCAAGAUCAUUUUGACUUGUCCCAGUCCACCGCCCUCAGCAACGAGCUGAAGAUCGUCAGGACUAAUGAGAAGGAGCAGCUGCAGGGUCUCAAUGACCGCUUUGUCACCUACAUCGAGAAGGUCCACCAGCUGGAGCAGCAGAACAAGUUGCUGGAGGCAGAGGUGACCUUGUUGAGGCAGAAGCAGUCCGAACCCUCCAGGCUCAGCCAGGUCUAUGAGCAGGAGAUCAGGGAGCUGAGGUCCAGGCUUGAGGAACAACUCCAUGAGAAGGACCAGGCUCAGCUGGACUGCCAGCAGCUGGAGAACUAUGGCCAUCAGCUGCAGGAGAAGCUGGCACAGGAGGCUGCCAAGAGGCAAGAAGCUGAGGAGGCCAUGAAGGACUUCAGGAAGGAUGUGGACCAAGCCACCCUGGACCGCCUGCAGCUGGAGAAGAAAGUGGAGUCCCUCCUGGAUGAGUUGGCUUUCCUGAGGAAGGUCCAUGAAGAAGAAGUGGCUGAGCUUCAGAGUGCUGUGACAGAGGCGCAGAUCACCGUGGAGAUGGAUGUGGUCAAUAAACCAGAUCUCACAGCUGCCCUGAAAGAAAUCCGUAUGCAGUACGAGGUCCUGUCCACUCGCAACCAGCAGACAGCUGAGGAAUGGUACCAGACCAAGAUUGCCAAUGUCACCCAGGAGGCAGCGAAAAACAAUGAUAACAUGCGACAGGCCAAGGAAGAGAUCAAUGAGUAUCGGAGACAGCUACAAGCUCGGACCCUGGAAAUCGAUGCCCUGCGCAGUGCUAAUGAGUCACUAGAGAGGCAGCUUCAGGAAAUUGAGGACAGGAACAAUGAAGAGGUUGCCCAAAUGCAGGAAACAAUCAACCAGCUUGACAAUGCUCUAAGAACCACCAAGGGAGAAAUGGCUCGUCACCUGAGGGAAUAUCAAGACCUUCUUAAUGUCAAGAUGGCUUUGGACAUUGAAAUAGCAGCAUACAGGAAACUCCUGGAAGGAGAAGAGACCCGUCUAACUACAGUGGGAGGUGGUGGCAUGUUUGGAAUUGGCUACUCAUACUCUUCUGGUUCGUAUUCUGGGGGCAAAACAUACCACUCAAGCACAAUCUCCACCCACAAAGAUGAGAAAAAAGAUGCAUCUGAUGGAGGGAAGGGAGGUUCUCCUGUCCAGCCUAAGCCACCAAAAUCAGCAGAUGCCUCUUCUGAUAAAACCACCUCCAAGAACUGA